Molecule: messenger RNA, 639 nt
Organism: Giardia duodenalis
Lineage: Eukaryota; Fornicata; Diplomonadida; Hexamitidae
Product: High cysteine membrane protein
Exons: 1
Coding region: 1-639 (212 amino acids)
Source: RefSeq, a predicted model, not a curated record
AUGCUGUUCUUCUACUUCAUCUACUUGUCGCUUGGAGUGGAAUGUAUUGGAGGUGCUCCUCCUCUUUGCACCGCUUGCUCCACCAGUGAUCCCAAACUCUGCACUACCUGCUCUGCGGUUGGGAGCGAUGAAUUUGGACCUAAUGCCUGCGCUGCUUGUGGACUAGGAAUGUGCCUUCAGUGUACUCCUGGCUCACCUUCUUCCCCCUCUACCAACAAGUGCACUAAGUGUACAGAUGGAUACACUGUUGUCAAUGAUAACUGUGCCGCGUGCAACGAUACCGUCAAUGGCAUUCCCAACUGUGCAAAGUGUUCUCAGCGUUAUUCUAGCUAUCCUCAGUUAUUGUGCACAGAAUGCAGUGAAGGCUAUGUUCUCCGUUCAGACUUCUGUUCUCCGUGCAGUAGUUUUGCUGGGGAUCACUGCGUACUUUGCUCUCCGUCUGCAUAUAGUCCGGAUACUACUAUCAAGUGUACCAGCUGCGAAGAGGGCUAUAAGCUGACAAAGUACGGUGACAACUACAUCUGCAAGAAAUCGUUCACUGUAGUGGAGAUACUAGGAAUAGUAUUCGGGACCUUCAUUGGUAUUAUAGUGAUUGUUGCUAGCGCUAUCCUUCUGGAUAUGCACAUUGAUAAGUUGUAA